AUGUUCAGGGUACCUCCGCUCCCGCUCCACCUCGACACCUACGAGGGAUGGCUACCGGCAGAGAGUAGUCCCAGAAUUGCAAAGGUCAGCAACAGCAUCUCGCCGGCCGACAUGUGGACUCACUUCAUCAGUCAACGCCGCCCAGUCAUUAUCGAUGGCCUGCUUCAAGAUCCAGAGUGGAACGCCUCCAGAUGGACCGAUCUGCAAUAUCUCAAGUCGGCUGCUGGCGACAUCCCCGUCAAGAUCGAGCCUGUCCAUCCCGAUGCAGGUCACUUUGGUACAUCCGUCAAAAGAAAGAAGGUCAAGUUCUCGGAGUUCCUCGACAUUCUCCAAGACACAGAAAGCGCCGGCAAGUGGUACCUGACCACCCAGUACGUCGAGGAAGGUGACGAGCAGCAGCAAGGCCCUCAAUCCUCAACAGUCAAGCCUACCAAGCUUGUCGAAGCCGAUUCUGAUGAGAGCGAUUACGAGCCCGAGAUGGACAACGUCCUUCCUGCGCCCACAAACGCACUCUCCAACGACUUUCCCGCGAAACCAGACCUCCUCGGCAACCUCGUCCUGCAACAGUGCAACUUGUGGCUGGGCAACAGCAAAGAGGGAAAGAGCUCGGGACUGCAUCACGACUUCCAUGACAACCUCUACAUCCUACUCUCCGGCUACAAGCGCUUUCUCCUCUUUCCUCCGUCAGCACAUCGCUAUCUCCAUCCUCGCGGCUUCGUCGACAGAGUGCAUCGCAAUGGGCUCAUUGUCUACACACCUCCUGGCGAGCUUCCUUCUUAUGUGCCCGUCCCCGGCCGCAAGUUGCAACUCCCCAUUCGUCCGGAUGGCCUCGUGCCCUCGGAUGCUGCGAGGUGGCGUCACAAAGCCCGUCUUCGAGUCAAACGCGAGAUCGACGAGCUCGCCGCUGCAGACGCUGGGGAAGGUUCCCGCUCCAAGAGCGAACGCAAGGGUAAAGCCAAACAGACCCGUCCCCAGGAGCUAGCUGAAGAGGCCCUACUCCAAGCAGAAGCUGAACUUCGCAUCUGUCUCAUGGACGAACAAGGCAUCGAUCCUGAAGCCGACACUUCGGACGACGACUUCGACUUCGAUCAAGAUAGCAAUCAGGGGCUCGACGAUCUCUUGAGCAGCCUCGUCCACUCCAAUGGCAAUCAACUCAACGCGUCGUCAGGAGAGGAAGAAUUUACCGAAGACCAAGUUGACGCUGACAGCGAUGAUGAUGACGACGAACAGGAGGACGAUGAUGAUGACGAUGACGAUGACGAUGAUCAAGCCCGUCGCUUGUUGGCAUCACUACCGGCCCCAGUCAAACACAUUGGAGUAGCCGCACUCGCCGGCGAUGCAGCUUCCAUCGUGCAGCUUCGCGCCUAUCUUGAAAGUGUCGCCGAAUCAGACCAUUCCGGCCAUGGCCAAGCGUCGUCUGCCGAGCAAGACGAGUCCUCGGGCGAAUCGGCUUCAGAGAAUGCUAACGAUCAAAGCCACUCAGAGGGCGAAGAGGAGACCCCAUCCGAGAAAGACGAACAUGACCCAGAUACGCCAUUGCCAGAGCCUGCUGCUUCCCACGGUCUCGCACUCAAGCGCAAAGAAGUGUCGUCUUCAUAUGAAUCCCACACGUCCGACCCCGAAGACGACCAGCAGGAGUCGGACACUGUCGAGUCAGACGACCUCCCUGCACCUGCAAAACGAGUUAAAAUCGCUUCUCGUGUAGAGCAGGUCCUCCACACCCCGGUGCGUUCUGCUUCUCGAGAUAGCGAGUCCGGCAGCGAAGACAUUUCUGAUCAUCCGCACGAGCUAAUUUCGAGCGAAGACGACGAGGAUUCGGACGAGCCAGGCUUCCUGCCCGCCGACUCCGGUUCCGAGUUUGGGGAUGUGGACGACGGUGAAGCUGAACUCGAAAAGCUCCUCGCAAUGGCUGGUCAGAAUGCCGAUGCUCUAGCCUCCCCUGAUGCUCCCGACAACGAGGAUGAAAACGAACCUCAGAGCUUCUCGCGCAUCCCACCCCACGUCUUGCACCGCUGCCUCGACAUUCCUGACGACCCUUCUCGCCCUAUGCCCAAGGAGGCAAAUGGCAACGCGCCGCAACGCAAGAAAAGAGCACCAUCAUCCGAGUCAUAUUCUCUCAUGCCUGGCUGUCCACUCCCUAUUGAAGUAUUCUUGAAACCGGGCCAGAUGCUCUACCUUCCUGCCAGCUGGUACCACGAGGUUACGUCUUCUUCGAUUCCGCCUCUUGGCACCCCGCCCAACCCUAGUGGCCAAGCAGAAGACUCGAGCAAGGUGCAUAUGGCGCUCAAUUACUGGUUCCAUCCUCCCGAUGCCCUUGAAUUCGAGCCGGUCGAGCCGACUGCUCGAGCUCGAUCGUCCAACGACAUCGUAGUCCCCGGUCUUGGCGUUGGUCUCGGCGAGAGCGCCAUCGAGCAUCGAGGCGCUGGUACUGGAACUCAUGAGAGGCCCUACCGCGAUGCCGAAGUUUGGGAUGAAGUCGCGCAUGCAGUUGCUCAGCAGAUCCAACUUGCACGGGAUGGUGCCUUAAAGUAA
Molecule: messenger RNA, 2532 nt
Organism: Sporisorium graminicola
Lineage: Eukaryota; Fungi; Basidiomycota; Ustilaginomycetes; Ustilaginales; Ustilaginaceae
Exons: 1
Coding region: 1-2532 (843 amino acids)
Molecular function (GO): 2-oxoglutarate-dependent dioxygenase activity
Source: RefSeq, a predicted model, not a curated record